This is a messenger RNA of Penicillium cosmopolitanum, 1734 nucleotides long. RefSeq lists its product as uncharacterized. NCBI's taxonomy places the organism in Eukaryota, Fungi, Ascomycota, Eurotiomycetes, Eurotiales, Aspergillaceae. The record is from RefSeq and is a predicted model, not a curated record. The transcript has 2 exons. Bases 1 to 1734 code for a protein of 577 amino acids.
AUGCUGAUAUUCACACUCACCCAGGCUGCGUGUUUUGCAUUCUCGUGUAGUUCGCAAUGGCAUCCAGAUGCCUAUGUUCAUUUCGCAAGGCUAUUCGCCUUCCUGAUUAACAGUGGCGCAGCGCUAAGCACUUCCACCUCGCUGGGUGGAACGGGGUUGGACAAGUUCAUCGGCGCUGUAGAGCUCAAUGCGGAAAAGUCUCGGAUGCUCACGCGUCUCGCUCAUCGUGGUGGCAUUGUCACUGUGCGUGGUGCAUUGCAAUCACCAAUAAGCAAAGCGAACUUACUGCAGGUUCUCGUUGAAAAUGAAGAAGUCGUCGAUAUUCCCGACGUUGCCAAAGCUAUCAUCCAGGAGUCCGAACAUGACCUCAAUGUCGAACUUCUCUCCGGCCGCGCUUCUCCAAACGAUAUCAUCGGGAAUACCGCAUUAAUCCAGCUCGCCGUAGGAUGGCCCAGAGGAAUAGAAAUCCUAGCAGACGCCGGAGUCGAUAUGCAUAGGAGAUACCCAUUAUCUCCAUUGUACAUGGCAAUGCGCGAACGUAACUACCAAUCAAGCAAGGCAUUGCUAGAGGCCGGCCAUCCACUCAAGCCAGAUGAUAUCUGCGCAGCGGAGACUCUGAAUGACGGUAACAAGAUGACAAAAAUUCUCAUUGAAGAAUUAUCAAAGCGACGCAAGCGACUUGCCAUAAUUGCUCAAGCUAGCAUGUCGCAGAUCGACCUUGCGAGAAUCGAAGUAAUUGCCAGUGCCAGUGUCUUCCUCCCUUCAUCAGUUCCCGAUAUCGUCGCGUCUAGAAUAUGCCUUGCGUUGAAAGAACGCGGUAUCAAUAUUGACCCUUCACUCGAAGUUGCGGAGCCUUCGAUCUCGAAGUCCGUAUAUCAUCAACCUUUGCGAAAGAUAGACACACUUGACCUACUCUUCGAACACGGCUUCGAAGACAUCGACACAAGAGAUUCAUCCGGCAAAACACCCCUCAUGACAAUGAUUUCCUCAUCGGGUAUUUACGAAUCAUCGCAUAAGAGACGGCGAUGGCUUAUUUCGAAAGGCGCCGAUCCCACCAGGUCACUUCCUUGGGGUAAUAAUAGUGGAGGAACCGUUCUCCAUCUACUCGGAACUUGUCUAGCCAGCAUGUUAGCUCGGGAAAUAACGCAUACAUCUCUAUCAGAGCUUCGGCAAUUCCAAGCUCCGGAUUCCGACUCUGAAGAAGACCCUUUAUUUGACUUGCGGUAUACCCUCCGGGCCCCUUGUCGAGAUAACUGUUUAUGUGCUUGUUCGAUGGACGGGUGUACUCCGCUACUAGCGGCUCUGCGACAUCUUCUUCUCCGCUACACGCCUAGAUUUUACAUGAAAGGCGGGGUAAAUCGACUACCCGGAGCCAUAAACUUCCUUAUAUCGCGAGCGGAGAAAAGUGUCGAUAUUCAGAUUUCUAUUAUUAGGCUGGUCACGUUUGAUGCAUUGGAUCUUACACAUACAUGUUGUCGCAAAAGUGAUACUUUCGCCGACGAUCGGCUCCAAUACAUGGAUAAAGCUGAAGUUGAUGAAAUUCGAGACGAAGAGUCUCUUCUAAUAAAAGAAUUCGAGUCUCUGCUCGAUGAUCUUGUUGCUGAAUUCCGGCGACUAGGUGUUCCUAUCAUGGAGUUUUUGCAGGGGCCUUGGUAUAGGAUGGUCUUGGGACAUAUUAACCGACUGGGUAUCUACGAUCAAAUUCACAUGAGCGAGGUCCGGGGAUUGGAUUGA